This is a messenger RNA of Anopheles coustani, 2787 nucleotides long. RefSeq names its product tetraspanin-33-like. Gene Ontology annotation, cellular component: membrane. The transcript has a single exon. The record is from RefSeq and is a predicted model, not a curated record. Gene Ontology annotation, biological process: protein localization to plasma membrane; protein maturation. Bases 341 to 1174 code for a protein of 277 amino acids. Lineage: Eukaryota; Metazoa; Arthropoda; Insecta; Diptera; Culicidae.
GUAGAGAAUUGUAGAAGCAAAAACGCUGAAUUCGUUGCAGUUGACAAUUGGAAAGUUUAUUGGCAAUAGCAGAAAGGACGGACGGUGGAUUUGUGCAGUAAAAUGUGUUUCUGAUGGAAUGAUCAGCAUCCAUCGAGUCUCAAGCCCGCGGAAGUCCCAACCAAAGCAGCACAUCCGGGUGUGAAGUGAUCCGAGUAGUAAACAAAGGAUUUCGUUGUAAACUGGAGCUGCUUUGAUCUCAUCAGAGUUGUCGUCCGAGCAAAGCCAUCGACAGCAAACGCAACAUUUCCUCCCCAAUAAGGGCAUUCACCGAGGACCGAGAAGGACACCGCAGUGCAAAAUGCCACCGUAUCGAUACCCCACCAACAACUUUACUUACGUCAGUUCCUGCGUAAAGUAUAUGAUAUUUUUACUGAAUUUCAUAUUCUGGCUGUUCGGCGGGCUGCUCAUUGGCAUCGGAUUUUACGCAUUUGUUGACAAAUGGCAGGCCACCGGGUUGAUAAAGCUGGAAACGUUCUACGAUAUUAUGCUGAACCUAUCGCUGGUGAUGAUAAUCGCAGGCGGAAUAGUGUUCGUGGUCAGUCUCGCUGGUUGCCUUGGGGCGCUGCGCGAAAACACCUGCCUGCUAAAGUUCUACUCGCUCUGCCUGUUGAUCUUUUUCCUGUGCGAAAUGGCCAUCGCCAUCACGGCGUUCGUGUUUCCACAUAAGGUGAACGCGGUGCUGGAGGAAUCUUUCACGGACAAAAUCAUCACCACCUACCGGGAUGACCCGGAUCUGCAGAAUCUCAUCGAUUUCGCCCAGCAAGAAUUCCACUGUUGUGGGCUUAGCAACGAAGGCUACCUGGAUUGGGGCAAGAAUGAGUACUUCAACUGUUCGUCGCCGAGUGUGGAAAAGUGCGGUGUACCGUAUAGCUGCUGCAUCAACGCAACGGACAUUAGCUCGGGCCUGGUAAACAUUAUGUGUGGCUACCACAUCCAGCAGCAGUCGGUUGCUGCGGCAAGCAAGAAGAUUUGGACCAACGGCUGCAUCGAGAUAGUGCGCGUGUGGGCCGAACGGAAUCUGUACGUGAUUGCUGGGAUUGCCCUCGGAGCAGCCAUUAGCCAGCUGUUCGUCAUCUACCUGGCCAAAACGUUGGAAGGACAGAUCGAUCUGCAGAAAAGUAGCUGGUCAUAGUGAAUUUACGUUGGUUGGAGCGGCAGCGGUGGUGGAGGAGGCAGACCAGUUUGAUCCACUGAAAUGCAAGGACGUAAGAAAAAAAAGUAAGCGAAGGAAUGAAAAAGAUGAGGCGACCGAGAGCGAGUGAGAGAGAUUAAAAGACGGAAAACUAAGCUUGAACGAGAUACAAUGGUGGUUGCGGAAGAAGUCUGCGCUUUAAGACGAAGUGGCCGUAAACCACCACAUAAUUUCCUUCGUUGUUCGUAGCAUAAGGCAUUGGUGAGAAAUGUGCUCAGUGUGCAUUGCUUAACGUUCGCCGCUUUCAAAUUCCCCUACCAUCUCCACUUGGCUGACUAGAUUGAUCGCGAUGACGUUUUUUUUUGUACUAACAGCAGUAGCUCAGAUGGUUGGCCACUCGUUGCACAUUUCAUUUGAAUUGUGUGAAAAUCGCGUGUGAAUGAUUUUUUUCAAUUUCUACAAUCUUUUUUCAUUAUUUCGCGAAGUUGUCAAAAAGCCAAGGUUAAAUUUCAUCUCAAAGUAAAGGGAACGGGAAUAGCCGUGAUAGCAGAGGUUUCCAGUUACCCUCUUAGAUGAUGAAAUAGUCAAGUCUAAGGCAUUUAUAAAGCCAGUGGUAUUUGCGUCAGACAACAAUAUUUUCACAAACAAACAAUAUCAGUAUAAAUGUGACUCACAUCAUUUCCAUGAUAAGGGUGCAAGUUUUCACUCAACCGCCCUUUUUAAUCACUGCAGCUGUAACUCCCCGGUUGACAAAAAUUGCAGCUGUCAUGUAGUUACAGCAAGUUUUUCCAUGGCAGAUUGCUGGGAGUCUUGCUGGAACUAAAUAGUAGCAGCAAUAAUUUAAAUUUUUGUCAACCGGGUCAUUUUCGAUAGGAUCCUUCGGACAUUCGCGAUCUUACUCGUACACUCAUACUGCAUUCCAUUCCUCAUCCUACAUCCUGCACAACAACGACUGAUAUUUGCACAAAAUGCAGAUAGGACGAUAACUUACGAAGCAACAACUAGGUUUUGGUCGUACGUAGGUGUAAACUAGACUGUUUAUCCAAAACCUUUCACAGCCAGCAAGAAUUUAUGUAGAGUGAAAACUUUGUUUGGGAUAUUUUGUCUUUGGAGAGAUUGGAGGUCGCAAUCGUGUUCAGUCAAGAGUAGAUAUCAUCAAAUCUUACUUUUUAUCUUCAAAGUAACGGGAACCGUGCGGAAGGGAGAAAACAUGGGAAAGGAUGGUUUCCGGUACUUCAAAUCAAAAUGAUUCUCAUUUUCAAUCUCAACACUGUUUGCAAAUACCGAAUCCGAAUAUCCAAGCAUAAAGCGUAGAAGAUCGAAUCAAACAACUCUAUAAAACAAGCAUUUCGUGAUGUUUCUUCCGUAUUAUAAUUAAAACGUAAAUAGAAAAGAAACAGCGUAUCUCAACUGUAUAGUAGAGCUACUCAGUUCACUAGAAAUUAUUGUAAUCAAGUUUUAGAUAAGAGGCACGAAACAUACGCAAACAGACGGAACGAUAUUGCGCUAAUAAAGAAGCACAAGCGCGCCAAUUCUAUGUCAUAUAUUUGUAAAGCUCAAUAGAAUUGUACUGAUUAAGUAUUUCAAGUGAAUAAAGACAAUGGAAAUCGUGU